UUUUCCCAUCAUUUCUGAUCCAACUCGAGUGCUCGAAGGUUGUAUUUGUGUUUUAUUUCUAAGAAGCUUAAAAAUGUCUGGACGUGGAAAGGGCGGAAAAGUGAAAGGAAAAACAAAGUCCCGCUCGAAUAGAGCUGGAUUACAAUUUCCAGUUGGUCGUAUUCAUCGAUUGUUACGAAAAGGUAAUUACGCUGAACGCGUCGGUGCUGGAGCACCAGUUUACUUGGCUGCCGUAAUGGAGUAUCUUGCUGCUGAAGUUUUGGAAUUGGCUGGUAAUGCCGCUCGUGAUAAUAAAAAAACCAGAAUUAUUCCAAGACAUUUGCAAUUGGCAAUUCGUAAUGACGAAGAAUUGAAUAAAUUGUUAUCUGGUGUGACGAUCGCUCAAGGAGGAGUUUUACCAAAUAUCCAAGCUGUUUUAUUGCCCAAAAAGACAGAGAAGAAAGCAUAAUUAAUAAUUGCCGAAUGAGAACGAUCAUUUUCAAGGAUACAAUAAUUAAUGUUUCAUGCCUCACAAAUAUUUCUAAAUACAUGUACGAAUAAAAUGUUUUGAUUGA
Vespa crabro (European hornet) is the source of this 554-nucleotide messenger RNA. Its product is annotated as histone H2A-like. Gene Ontology annotation, molecular function: protein heterodimerization activity; DNA binding; structural constituent of chromatin. Gene Ontology annotation, cellular component: nucleosome. The coding region runs from base 74 to 448 and encodes 124 amino acids. NCBI's taxonomy places the organism in Eukaryota, Metazoa, Arthropoda, Insecta, Hymenoptera, Vespidae. The record is from RefSeq and is a predicted model, not a curated record. The transcript has a single exon.